UGACUGUGAUGACGUCACGGAAAUGUUCUAGAACGUUCCAGUUCGACGGACGGAAGCCAUUUUGAUCAAAGAAAGACAGAACAGUUUCACCAUCUCGAAAACACCACUCGAGUUUUCUGCUGCGGGUAUUUUGAGCGUUUCCCAUGCCAGCUAAGAUGAGGCAGUCGAAGAGAAUGCGUUCUCCCAUGCUGAGAGAGGUGAGUUUAGAGGAGAAGAGAAAGAGACAUAGACGAGACUCACACAGCAGCGAGAGAGAGAAUAAACACAGAAAACACCACCAGCAUCACAAGAACAGCGAAGGUCAUUACCUUGAGACGAGGAGCUCAAAUGAAAGACUGGAAAUAAAAGAAAAGAAGUUCAGAGAACAUGAGGAUGACAGCCAUGCUGCCUGUAAAGACAAGGAGAGAAACCGGGACCGGGAGAGAGACAGAGACUGGCACCAUUACAGCAAGUCCUCUGGAAACAGCAGGCGGAGCAGCCAGCACAAACACAAGCACCAUCGCUCACACCAUCACUCAGAAUCGAGGAGCCAUCGCAGGAAAAGACCCAGGAGUGUUGAGGAUGAUGAGGAAGGGCACCUGAUCUAUCACAAGGGAGACAUGCUGAGAGCAAGAUAUGAGAUUAUGUGCACGCUCGGAGAAGGAGCCUUUGGCAAAGUGGUGGAGUGCAUUGAUCAUUCAGAUGGAGGAGCUCGAAUAGCUCUGAAGAUCAUUAAAAACAUUGAGCGCUAUCGAGAGGCAGCACUGUCUGAGGUGGAGGUGCUGGAGCAGAUGAACUCGCUCGACUGUGAUAGACGAUAUGCUUGUGUGCGGAUGCUUGACUGGUUUGAUCACCAUGGGCAUGUGUGCAUCGCCUUUGAGCUGCUGGGAUUGAGCACAUAUGAUUUUCUGAAGGAAAAUAACUUUCAGCCCUUCUCCAUCAACCAUAUCAGACACAUGGCCUACCAGAUCAUCAGAGCAGUGAGAUUUCUUCAUAAGAAUAAGCUGACACACACAGACCUGAAACCAGAGAAUAUCCUCUUUAUCAAUUCAGAGUAUGACAUCAAGUACAAUCCGAAAAUGAAAAGAGAUGAGAGAACUCUGAAAAAUCCUGAUGUGAAAGUAGUUGAUUUUGGCAAUGCAACCUAUGAGCAUGAACACCAUACAUCUGUAGUGUCAACAAGACAUUACCGGGCACCGGAGGUUAUUCUGGAUCUGGGCUGGAGUCAUUCCUGUGAUGUGUGGAGUGUGGGAUGUAUUCUUAUCGAGUAUUAUCUGGGAUCAACUCUAUUUCAGACACAUGACAGUAAAGAGCAUCUGGCCAUGAUGGAGCGAGUGCUGGGCCCCAUACCUACCUACAUGCUGCAGAAAACAAGGAAGCACAGAUACGUUUGUCAUGAUAAACUGGACUGGGACAUGCACAGCUCCUCAGGGCGUUAUGUCAGGAAGCAAUGCAAGCCACUGAGACAAUACUUGGCCUCCAGGAGCUCUGACCACGAGCAGCUGUUUGAUCUCAUAGAGAGGAUGCUGGAGUAUGAUGUCACCAAGCGGAUCAACCUGGAUGCAGCCCUCAAACAUCCGUUCUUUGACUGUAUCAGGAAGAGCAAGAAGUAGUGUUGAUCUCACUGCUCACUCUAGUUCCUCUCUGGGAGAGGCUGCCAAUGACUGUAUCAGUCCUCUGUAUAGAUGAUAAACUGCUCUUCUCAUUGUUCAUAUUUAUUAUGCUUGCUAUUUGGUUGAGGGUACGUGACUUGUUACUCUUGAGUUGUCCACUGAUUUUGUCAUUUAUCAUGUAAAUGUAUCACAUGACAGAGAUUCAGAUGUGUAACUGUAAAGAGAAUGAGCUUAAGCUUACUAGACAGUUUUGUUGUUUUAUGUUGUUGAAUAUGCUCUUGUAUGUGUAGGAUACUUGUAUAAUUAAGUCAUAGAUUUGUUAGAAUGAUCUGUAUGAAAGUAGUGAUAUUUUGAAUUUUCAUGAUUUCAAAUAAAAUCAAGUCACUGUCAA
Messenger RNA from Myxocyprinus asiaticus (Chinese sucker), 1983 nucleotides. Its product is annotated as dual specificity protein kinase CLK4-like. Gene Ontology annotation, biological process: regulation of RNA splicing; protein phosphorylation. Gene Ontology annotation, molecular function: ATP binding; protein tyrosine kinase activity. The transcript is spliced from 13 exons. The record is from RefSeq and is a predicted model, not a curated record. The coding region runs from base 144 to 1592 and encodes 482 amino acids. NCBI's taxonomy places the organism in Eukaryota, Metazoa, Chordata, Actinopteri, Cypriniformes, Catostomidae. Gene Ontology annotation, cellular component: nucleus.